This is a messenger RNA of Coniophora puteana RWD-64-598 SS2, 648 nucleotides long. RefSeq lists its product as uncharacterized. The annotation marks the transcript as partial. The record is from RefSeq and is a predicted model, not a curated record. NCBI's taxonomy places the organism in Eukaryota, Fungi, Basidiomycota, Agaricomycetes, Boletales, Coniophoraceae. The transcript has 2 exons.
CUCGAUUGGCAGCUCCCGCCGCGGCGCCUGAGAACGGUUGUGUCCGCACGCCUCGACGGCAACACUACCGACAACUCGGAUGAUGGCGGCGGCAGCAACCCUGCACCGGCUCCGCCGAAGAAUCUUCAGGCGGCCACAACGCGCAACGACUCGUCCACCCCGACCUUCGCCGCCAUCAAACGCCUCACACGCGAUACCGCCCUCGCAACAUGGACAAGCCAGUGGAAAGACCGCCUGAACAACGACGAAGGCCGGUUCAAAAUCGCGAAGCGCUUCCCCCCGUCAUUCAGAGCCCGUGAACACUUCACGGACACCGAACGCAGCAUCUACGGCCGGAUGCUCCAAUGCCGCACUGGCCACUGCUUCGCAGGCGAAUACUAUGCGGACUUCGUCCCCUCAGAACGGAUGGCAUGCCCAUGCGGCGCACGCCGACAGUCCCGCCAACACAUCAUAUGCGAAUGCCCACAAUAUGAAAACGCGCGCCGACACCUCCAAAAACCAAACGUCGAGCUCUCCCUCACAGACGUCCUCGGCACGAAGAAGGGCCUCCAGGCCCUGGCGCUCUUCCUCCGGGACACCGACGCCUUCAAGAAGGCGACAGCAUCAGUCCCAAACGACGAACUCGACGACCCCCGCGCCUCCCAAUAG